Messenger RNA from Annulohypoxylon truncatum, 2152 nucleotides. RefSeq lists its product as uncharacterized. The transcript has a single exon. The coding region runs from base 432 to 1955 and encodes 507 amino acids. NCBI's taxonomy places the organism in Eukaryota, Fungi, Ascomycota, Sordariomycetes, Xylariales, Hypoxylaceae. The record is from RefSeq and is a predicted model, not a curated record.
UUGAAUAUUAAAUGCUCACUCGAAUACUCUAGAAACAUUUGUCUCUCCAGAUACUCAGCUUCGGACCUCACGAGCACGUGCUCUCGGUUCAGAAACGGCAUGUCAAAAUGUUCGUACUACAGAGAGGCCUCCUCACGGCUUCAGCUGGACUAAGAACACCAAGCGCCGGCUAGGAACAUGAUCUACUAAAAGACACCAUGCUUGAUAUUGUGUCACGGGCGCGUCGGCGCAAUUUGGUUGGAAACACAAAAGCGCCACGCGAAUCCUGCGCUUUGGAAUGUGUGCUCGUGUGGUUUGGAUUGUCGCCAAAUUCCAUCGAGGGAAAAAAACAUCAAGAAUGGCUUCUUUUCCUUUACUUCCACGGAACUCACUGAUCUGGGUUUGCUUUGUAGAGUUUCUAAAAGUCCACCAACACCGCGCGACACGAUGUUAUGGCGAAUUCGCCCGUUACUGUACACCACACCCUCAAGCAGGAUCCGUCGCGACCUGCUAGUCUAAAUGGCUUGUCGUUGAGCCUCGCUCUAGCAUUGACAGACGAAGCUUUGGGUACUACGCCAUUGAGCCAUCAGCAAACCGCCGCAUCAUUGCUGAAAGCAGAUAUUUCCUACGUUGCCGCUGCCAUCCCGCGCAUCCUUUCCGCUCUCGUGGUCUCAAUUGUCAACCGUAGACGAAAAACGAGCUGGGCUGAGCUACGUGAGACGAUAUUGUAUUUUCUCUUAUCGCUCCUCCAGCUACAGUUUCUCUUUUCGGUCUGUCUACUUUGGCCGGUAGUGCCAGGUCUCGUUCUUUUGCCCUGGUUGAGUUUGCUAGCCGCCUCGAUUUGGAUUCUCCUUCGCGCUGCGAAUAAUCGACCAUCGUCUUUUAAAUAUGCUGCAGACCAACCCGAAGACGAUGUGCCGGGCGAUGAGGACUGCCACUUGGACUGGUUCGUUGUAGGUGGCUUAAUGGAUAAUGAACGUAUGCGCCGGGAGCUCCCAUCAAGACUUGCGAAAAUCUUCGGUCACGAUAUGCACGUUUUCCUCCCCCGUAGGCUCGGCUUCAUUUUCGAUACGGUCCUCACACUUAUUCAACGAAACGUCUACGUUCCCACUGAAAUAUCAGUGGCUUUAUAUCAAUCUGUACGGACGAGCCUUUUGAAGCCAGAAACAAGUGGCGUGCGCAUCCUCGCGCAUCACACAGGUGCUCUCGACGUUUCGUGGUUACUUGCCCGUCUCUGCUCCGACUUCCCUUCCGGAACACAAUUAAGCAAGCUUCAAGUGUUUACGUUUGGUGCAGCGUCAAUUGAGAUGACUUUACCGCUUGGCCGCUCCCACCAGCAAAGCGAAGAAAACCCUGGCCCAACCGCCCCUUCGGUUACCCAUUUCGCUUUCACAGAUGAUCCUUUCGCGCAAGUUGGAGUGCUCUUGGGAAUUCGCCAAAGGUUAGAAGGCCGCUUUGUGGGCAGUUUGUACACUAUCCACAAAACUGCUCAAGUAUCGACAAGGUCUUACUUACUUCCUGGGAAUUGCCAUUACUCUUUUGAUGACUACCUUGACGCCCUCGUUCCCAAUGGAGAUCCUCAUGCAGGCGUCCUUGGCCAAGUAUGCAAAGUCGAUCGCGAGUUGAGUGAGAUGCGAGAGUUAGCUGCACUCGCGCAGAGCGUCCCCAAUGAACGGCUUAGGACACGUCGAACACGACUCAGCUGGACUGCUCUUGGCGCGAUAGCGAGUAGUACAUCCAAUGGGCAUAAAGAUCAUGACGAUAUGGCAGGGCCUUACUCACUAGAAGAAGUGAGAAAGAAAGUCAAGUCUCUGGAGGGUAUGAGGGGAUACGAAGACAACCCAUUCGCUGACGCCGUGAUAUAUCGGUAUCGACCAAGCCUUAAGAACCACACGCCGACUACAGAAGCCAUAGAGGGUUCAAAAAGCCGCCGCAACAGCCCUAACAAGUGUGGCAGCCAAAGAAGGGGCAGCUAACAUACGAUAUGCGUAUUUAAUAAGAUUCUGUAAUAUAUUUAACAAUGUAUCGAUUAAUAUAUGCAGACGCUUACAGUCAAGCAUUAGGAUUAAAACAUUUUCUUGUAUUAUUUCACCAUUGAACGUUGUAUACCCCCUUAUGCGGUAGACCCAUCUAAUGGGCGAGUGGUUUUUAUACGACCUUGAUUGGACAUGAC